Messenger RNA from Echinococcus granulosus, 351 nucleotides. RefSeq lists its product as hypothetical. Lineage: Eukaryota; Metazoa; Platyhelminthes; Cestoda; Cyclophyllidea; Taeniidae. Bases 1 to 351 code for a protein of 116 amino acids. The record is from RefSeq and is a predicted model, not a curated record. The transcript is spliced from 3 exons.
AUGUUUGUCAAGCUUUCUACUCACGAACUCGGUGCGGUGAAUGUUAAAGUUGCAAGGCCAAAAAGCAAGCCCGGUGGGUGCAGCAGCCACUGGGAGGUUCGUCGACGACAGUAUUACCGUUUGGUUGAGGAUGACGUCGUCGACAGCGUUGACAAACCACACGCCUUGUCAAAUGCCAAGUCUGUCUUCCUUAACCUGAUGACGGAUUUCGAGAGACCACGUCGAGCAGAGUGCGGUGAGCUAAUAGCCACUUGGUCUCAACAACGCCUCACCGACUGUGUAUCAGUGACAGUGCUGACUAUGGUGGUGUCGUGGCGUUCCAAUCCGACAGCACAACAGUCAUCCCUGUGA